This is a messenger RNA of Nelumbo nucifera (sacred lotus), 294 nucleotides long. The record is from RefSeq and is a predicted model, not a curated record. Lineage: Eukaryota; Viridiplantae; Streptophyta; Magnoliopsida; Proteales; Nelumbonaceae.
AUGGCGAGGUGGGGAGUUAUGUUAGUGCUUGUUCUAACAGUUGUCAACACAACUGCUAGAAACCUACCUAAUAAGGACGCUGGCCUCAACGACCAGAAGAACUUCAUCAGCUUUGGUGGCGUUGGCGGCUAUGCUGGCCUCGGUGGAGGGCUACCAUCACUUGGUGGCGGUAUUGGCGGGGUGGCCGGUGUGAUGCCUAUAGGCGGCGGAUUUGGAGGCACCACCCCGUUGGGUGGCUUCGGUGGUGGCAGCGGCGGUGGAGCUGGUGGUGGUGGUGGCCUUCCUCUUCCUUGA